Messenger RNA from Calidris pugnax (ruff), 771 nucleotides. It is a transcript of the gene DNAJC14, whose product is annotated as DnaJ heat shock protein family (Hsp40) member C14. The transcript is spliced from 6 exons. The coding region runs from base 49 to 771 and encodes 240 amino acids. NCBI's taxonomy places the organism in Eukaryota, Metazoa, Chordata, Aves, Charadriiformes, Scolopacidae. Gene Ontology annotation, molecular function: dopamine receptor binding. The record is from RefSeq and is a predicted model, not a curated record.
GGGGGUCAGGUGGGCACCGGGGGGGCUCCCGUUGGGUCCGAGGAGGAGAUGAGGCGUUUGUUGGCCAUGGCUGAGGUGGCCGAGGAGGAGCUGAACCCCUUCCAGGUGCUGGGCGUGGAGGCCACGGCGUCGGACGCCGAGAUGAAGAAGGCUUAUCGGAGGCUGGCGGUGAUGGUCCACCCGGACAAGAACCAUCACCCCAGGGCGGAGGCGGCCUUCAAGGUGCUGCGGGCGGCCUGGGACAUCGUCAGCAGCCCCGAGAGGAGGAAGGAGUAUGAAAUGAAGCGGAUGGCGGAGAGCGAGCUGACCAGGUCCAUGAGCGAGUUCCUGAGCCGGCUGCAGGACGACCUGAAGGAGGCCAUGAACACCAUGAUGUGCAGCAAGUGCCAGGGGAAGCACAAGAGGUUCGAGAUGGACCGGGACCCCCUGAACGCCCGGUAUUGUGCUGAGUGUGGGGGGCUGCACCCCGCCGAGGAGGGCGACUUUUGGGCCGAAUCCAGCCUCUUGGGGUUGAAAAUCACCUACUUCGCCAUGAUGGACGGCAAGAUCUACGACAUCACGGAGUGGGCCGGGUGCCAGCGCGUGGGCAUCUCCCCCGACACCCACCGCGUCCCCUACCACAUCUCCUUCGGCGCCAGGAACGCCGGCCCCCCGGGGCGGCAGAGGUGGGUGAUGGGGAAACAGCCUUUGGUGAUGCCUGGUUCUGGGGGGGGGGGGGGAAACCCCCCGAGCCAAAGCUGCCACGGGGGCCGUGGGGGGGGGCUCACGUGA